Molecule: messenger RNA, 693 nt
Organism: Phytophthora sojae
Lineage: Eukaryota; Oomycota; Peronosporomycetes; Peronosporales; Peronosporaceae
Exons: 4
Coding region: 10-648 (212 amino acids)
Source: RefSeq, a predicted model, not a curated record
CGCUUCAUCAUGGCUGCAACCACCGUCGCGCUGCUUCUGCUGCUCUCGCUGCUGCUCGCUUCGACUCCAGCUCAGGGGAGCGAGGUCUACAGUGCGUCGACGACCUCCUUGGCCCCGGAUGCAGAGGACAACGGCCCGAUCGCCAUGUUCCACGCCAAACACGCUCGCAUGCUGGUGCACGAGAACGUGUGGGGCAUCAUGGCUACAACUUCUGUCACCUUCCAGGGCUCAGCGUUCGCCAACGUCGUGUCGUACAGCGAUGGGGUUGGUUUCGCCAAGGAAGACGCCACGGGCACCAUGUUCUUCUACCUCUCGGCUGAGGAUCUCACAGCGGUGGAUUUGAAGGCGAACGCCAACGCGACGAUGGCGCUCUCCAAAGCUCAGGGAGGAGCCAAAGCCUGCCUCAUGGACCCGGAAGACCCAACGUGCUGGCGGCUCUCCUUGACAGGGAGAGUGGUGCCAGUCGAGCAGAGUCAGCGUAGCUAUGCGGAACGCGUGGUAUUCUCAAAGCAUCCGCAGAUGAAGCACUGGCCGAAGAACCACGGCUUCGCGCUGUACGUGCUGGAGAUCGAGCAUCUGGUUUUCCUGGAUUUCUAUGGUGCCGCGAAGCACAUUGCCGUCAGUGACUAUUACAAGGUCAAGCUGUAGGGCGAGAGGAUAGUCUACACCGCCAGGCAGCAGGAUAGGCCUUGC